This is a messenger RNA of Athalia rosae (coleseed sawfly), 945 nucleotides long. RefSeq names its product histone H2B.3-like. Gene Ontology annotation, molecular function: protein heterodimerization activity; DNA binding; structural constituent of chromatin. The record is from RefSeq and is a predicted model, not a curated record. The transcript has a single exon. Gene Ontology annotation, cellular component: nucleosome. Bases 54 to 425 code for a protein of 123 amino acids. Lineage: Eukaryota; Metazoa; Arthropoda; Insecta; Hymenoptera; Athaliidae.
UUAGCUACUGCAUCAUCUCUAGCGGCAAAGUAUUGUGAGUUGAAGAUUGGAAAAUGCCACCUAAAGCGAGCGGUAAAGCAGCCAAAAAGGCCGGUAAGGCGCAGAAGAACAUCUCCAAGGGAGAUAAAAAGAAGAAACGCAAGAGGAAGGAAAGCUAUGCCAUUUACAUCUACAAAGUCUUGAAACAAGUCCAUCCCGAUACUGGAAUAUCGAGCAAGGCUAUGAGCAUCAUGAACAGUUUCGUCAACGAUAUUUUUGAACGAAUCGCCGCCGAAUCGUCCAGGCUUGCUCAUUAUAACAAGCGUUCCACCAUUACGUCUCGGGAGAUCCAGACCGCAGUGAGACUCUUGCUUCCCGGUGAACUUGCCAAGCACGCCGUCAGCGAAGGAACAAAGGCCGUGACCAAGUACACCAGUUCUAAAUAAGCUGUGUAGAUUGGAGAAAACUAAUCAAAUCGGCCCUUUUCAGGGCCACCAUUUCUAUUCAAUUGCAUAGAACUGUCGUAGCUAUAUACCAAUUGACAGGAGUACGCACUAUUGUUUUAAUGUUCAUCUAAAUUCAAGUCGCAUGUAAAGUCGAUUGCUUGAAAGGUUCUCUCUCUUGUACAGACUCAAAUCCUCAAUGAUUAAUACGAUUGCGAAAAAUGUUCAAGCAUCUUCUUAAGUUACAAAUUUUGGCUCAGAGCUAUCAUUUAUAUCUUUACAAACCUCAAAUCGCCAUGCGUAAGUGUGAAAUAAUUAUUUAACAUUAAUUCGACUAGUGAACACAAUUGGACGGAUUUUUUAGGUACCAUUGAAUUGAUUUAGAAAAAUGACGCUUUCGGCUGCAGUACCCAUCUAGCUCAGUUUCAUAUUUUGUAAUAUCAAAAUUAAAUUCUAAGUUGUGAAUUAAUCAUUGAAAUAAUGAUUAUUCACACGCGUUCGCAAUUCAAUGAAUGAAAAGAAA